AUGAUUUCCAACCGCUCAGCUUCUUUCCAACACCCUGAGGCCAACCGAGACCCUGGUCGAAUUGGGGUCAUUGAAAUGGAAGGCAGGUGGGUGGCAGGCCCAUGGAGCCCCUGCUCAGCGACAUGUGAAAAGGGCAUCCAGCAUCGGGAGGUGACCUGCGUAUACCAGCUGCAGAAUGGCACCCACGUCACCACACGGCCCCUCUAUUGCCCAGGCCCCCGGCCAGCACCAGUGCAGAGCUGCGAAGGCCAGGACUGCCUGUCCAUCUGGGAGGCAUCUGAGUGGUCACAGUGCUCGGCCACCUGCGGCAAAGGGACGCGAAAACGAACUGUGACGUGCACCAACUCGCAAGGAAAAUGCGAUGCGUCCACGAGGCCCAAAGCAGAGGAGGCGUGCGAGGACUACUCGGGCUGCUAUGAGUGGAAGACCGGGGACUGGUCCAAGUGCUCCUCGACCUGUGGGAAGGGCCUUCAGUCCCGCGUGGUGCAGUGCAUGCACAAGGUCACCGGGCGCCAUGGCAACGAGUGCCCCGCCCUCUUGAAGCCGGCAGCCUACAGACAAUGCCACCAGGAGGUCUGCAAUGACAAGAUCAACGUGAACACCAUCACCUCCCCUCGCCUCGCCGCUCUGACCUACAAAUGCACACGGGACCAGUGGACGGUGUAUUGCCGGGUCAUCCGAGAAAAGAACCUCUGCCAGGACAUGCGGUGGUACCAACGCUGCUGUCAGACGUGCAGGGACUUCUAUGCAAACAAGAUGCGCCAGCCACCACCACCCUUGCCGAGCUCAUGACACGGGGCCCAGCGGUCCCCCGGCGCUCCCGCGCGUGGUCUGCAUCCCGAUGACAUGGCUAGCGGAAAGCCUGCCCACCUGAGAGCACACCGGUCCUGCGGCCGGGACCCCCCCCCUCCCCCAGAGCACACCGCCACUCACCCACAAGGCUGUCCCAGGAAUCCAACCGUUUAGAACCUGAGCGUGGACUUGACGUUUGCUGUUAGCGCUUUUGUACUUAAUAUAUUGUUAACAGCCACUGGAUGGCUUUCUACAGUAAGGAAAAAAUAGGCAUGAGUCACAAAAUUAUUGUCAUUUCUAAGGUUCCGUGUACCUCAAAGGGAACACCUCUGACAGACCGUUGUCGAAAGAAAGAGACGUCAUUGAGCACUUCCGUCUUGGCUUUCUUUUGACGUUUGAAUUCCCGGUGCUUGACGUGCCAUGGGGGGACUAUCCCCCAAAGGAGACAUUUUACAUUAAAACAGGCUUUAUUCUGAAAGCUGGCGGCACCCUGGAAGGAAGGACAGAUGUCAGCAAGCCUCUGCUAAUGGCUUCUCCUGAGAGGACCAGGCUGCCGGAGCCCUUCUUGACCACACAAGAGUCAGCACUUUGCCUCCCGGCGCAUCUCUGAAAACAUGUUCUCUAGAUCGUGGGCCUCAUCUUGGAAGUCUUGUCCCUGACAGUUUGAAUCUCUAUCAGCCAAGGAUGCCAAGGCCACGUAGUUCUGCAUACCACCUGUGUUGGGGAGAAUAUUCUGGAAGUGUCUGGGUUUGGGGAGGCAUUUAAUUUCUAUACUCUACUGUCCACCGCAUCAGGAAACAGAAAGUCUUUCUUCAAGGUGCUAUGAAAUGGGAUGUAUGUUAAUUUGGGGGAUGGGACUGGUUCCUGGCAUAAAGGUGAGCUCAGGACAGCUUCAUCCGGGGUGUAGGGCCCCUCUACCUUCUGGGAGCCUCUACUCCAGGCAGUACUUCGUAAAGCUUUGCUUCCCGUUGACCUUGGCCAUCUACCUAAAGUUGAUUCUUUCUAGAACCUCUGGCUACUUCGCCCUAGCCCGGGACUGAUUUCCUCCAGAAGCCACUCAGCCUGGUGUGCCAGGAUCCGUGGAGGAGGGCCCCCCGGCCAGGAUCGCUGCACAACCACCGCGCCUUCCCAUAGCCCAGACCUUGCGGGACCCAUCACUGUCACGCUGUUGUCAUUGACCUAUCUUCUUAGUAAGGCAAGGAUGAGUCUCAGAAAAGCACGAAGAAAGUCUUUCCCUCCAGCAGCCCCUCAAAACAGAGCCGCGCCCUCUCCAGAAGCCUGGACAAACGACAAGAGUACAGAAGACGGUGGGACCCUGCCCGCUUGGGGAGCUGGGAGGGAGAGACUCUAGAUGCCAGGAGGCCUGUUUCGCUCAGCGACUUGGUGGGUGUUUGAUGGUGCUUACGUUCAAGGACUUUACCGUGAUAAACCCCCCGCCUUUGCCUCUCUGAUUGCGGCCAGGGGGCCUCAUGUAUGUCGAUCUUCCUGGGGUCAGCUCCAAGGACUUCCUGAUUUAUUGGUGCUGUGUUCAUGUAUCUGCUUUUGUUUUUGAUGAUGUCACAACUUUAGGGCUAGCUUAAGGCUGUUUCAGUGUAUGAUUUUUCAUAUUCCACAGACAGAGAAGUGGUAGGGAUGACAAGAAAUGUGUGCGGUUCCACUCGAAUCAACGAGAAGUAUCAAGAAACCUGCUUGAGUGCUGUGUGUAAAAGACUGAAAGAAUGCCAGGAUGGAGUGAUCCGCCCUGCAGCGUAACCCCCCCCCAACCCCCAAUGGUUGCACCGGAGCCUGAGCAAAAUGCUAUCCUCCCCAGCUCAGGCUUGGCCACCAACAGAAUCCCACAAACCCCAUUCCACAAAACACUCAAAUUCUUGGGGAGCUAGGGUUCCGUGUUCCCCCCAGCCCCCAGCGGGCUAAGCUUCACCACAAAACAUCAGAAAGAUGGCAGCCUCAGACACUGAGGAGCAGAGCCGGGAUGGCCAGCUAAGGAAGCCAGGGCAGCCUGGUUUGCUCAUGCGCACCCUCGUACCCAAGCUGGGCAAGCCCAGAGGCGAGCCCUUUCCCUGGUGCCUCUGAAUUACCCCCCACUGGGUCCCUUGACCGUAUCCACUGGAUGCAUCUGGCAAGGGCCUCACACCUUCAAAAGGCAGAUAACUGAUUUGGUUCUUAUUCAACACCCCGUUGGUUCCCCCAACGUCGGUGUCUUUCUUGACCUCUUUUAGCUCAUGCCAGAGCACUGUUGCUCUGAAAUCCCCCAGCCCGCCUUCUGUUUAUGGCACAAGCAAUGACCAAUGUCAGCGAAGCCAGCCUGACGCUCUUGUACAGAAGACCUUGAAACCCUGUGAUCGCAACAGUGACGUUUCUUUAUUAACACUACCCUGUACUGUCACUCAAGUACUGUACCUUUUUGAUUGCACGAAUGUGUUACUAACUGCAGAGUCUUACGACCUUAUGGUGCUACUUUUGUGGGUACAAAUGAAACCCUCUCACUUGACCAUGGCUUGAUAUUAUCAGAACACAGGGAAAGAUCCUCGGCAGCAAUAAUAUCAUUGCUUUGCUCUCUUUUCUUCAUUUCAGAGUCCAGUGUAUAUAUUUUCCAUUAGUUAACUUACAUUACGUACUGUACCCGUGGUAUUGUUGUUUUACUUUUUGGUGCUGGUUUUGAAAGAAAAAAAAAGAACAGAAGACAAACAUUGGACACCACUGUAAAUGAAAAAUUAAUCAUUUCAUUGGAAGUGAGUCGAACAUGUUUUAAUAAAAUGUUUUUCCAUAACAA
Molecule: messenger RNA, 3565 nt
Organism: Leptonychotes weddellii (Weddell seal)
Lineage: Eukaryota; Metazoa; Chordata; Mammalia; Carnivora; Phocidae
Source: RefSeq, a predicted model, not a curated record